AUUUCUGGGUAUUUUCUUGUUUGUCCUUUUACUUCAUUUCUUGUCUCGAGUAUAAAAACAACCUUUUCUUUCUCAUUUGUUUCUCUUUAAGUCAACCGUGUAUAGUACCAACUUGUUGUCCUGAAUCUUCUUCAACUACUAUGCUUUAAAUUUAGAUGCUAGGCCUUUUGGGGUUCUUCAACUUACUCCAAAGGCCAAGAAUAUGAGUCAGGAUUCCUUGUUUAGUAGUGGCCAAGAAUUGGCAAAUUUGGUGGUGAUCUCAGAUCUACUGCAUGAUUCUUGGGCUACAAUUUAUGACCUUAUUAGUCAUGCUUAUUUGAAUAAUCCAACAAACCCAGCUCCAAUUGCGUUCAAAGUUUAUUACCCAUAUAAUACAAAUGGUGCUAUUGUUGCUUUUGUAUCCUCCCCUACUUGUACUACCCUUCAUCAUCUUCAGAAAGAAAUGGUCUCUUCAGAAGAUCUUGAAGGUUCCCAACUUGAUUUUGACUUCAUUUCUACUAAGCUCAACCCUCAUUUCUCACUUCACAAAGAGGCAAUAGCCCUUUUUGCCUCAUUACUCAAUCAGCUCUCUGCCCUCAAACUACAGUUGGGCAGUUUCAGUCCGCUAAUAAUCACUGGACAUUCCUUGGGAGGUUCCGUGGCAUCUCUCUUCACUCUCUGGCUACUUGACAACAUUUCUCCAAAGGACAAUAAUAAGCGUCCCACUUGCAUCACUUUCGGUUCGCCUUUUCUUGGUGACAGGGGCUUCCAACAAGCCAUAUCAGAACGUCCAUCAUGGAAUUCAAGCUUUUUGCAUGUAGCCUCAAAUCAAGAUCCGAUCCCCAGAUUUUUAAUCUCACCUACUAAUGGCUUUUCUGGUUCUAUUCCUCAGUCUUGUGUUUACAAACCAUUUGGUACAUUUCUGCUGUGUUCAGAUUCAGACUGCUCUUGUUUUGAGGAACCUGAAUCAGUUUUGGAUCUUAUGAUGGUAAUGAACUCAAAUAGCCAACAACAGGACAGCGGUUUCUUGAUUUUCAAUUAUGGGCCGAUUCUGGAAUGCCUCAAGCGUAGAGUAAUCUGUAAGGGAACUUCUCAGCUGAGUGACUUUGGAGUGAAUCAACUUCAAGCAGGCAUCAUUCUACAGCUAGAAGCAAUUGGAAUUGGUGGGCAGCAGCAAACAAGUAACAUGAGCUUUCUUAGGAACAUGGAGGAAAGGGUGAAAGCAUCUUUCGCGAAGAAGACAAAUGCAUUUGAUCCCGGCAAGAAGCUAAGCAAAAUAAAAGAAGAUAUGGCUUAUCUAGAGUGGUACAAGAAGGCCACUUUGAAUGAAGGAGGCUACUAUAUUUGUUUCAAAGAGAGAGGGUCGGGAAGUAGGGAUGUGGUCAAAAGCAGAGAAGAAAUUGUCAAGCGCCACAGAAUCCUCACCAAGUACUGGAAAAGAAUGGUUGCAGAAGUGGAUAAACUGCCACAAAAAGAGGAAGCAGCUUUUCGUACUCGCUGGCUAUAUGGAGGGACGAACUAUAGAAGGAUGGUUGAACCACUUGAGAUAGCUGAAUACUACAUGAAAGGGAAUAGAGAUUAUGUAAAUCUUGGAAGAUCGGAGCACUAUAAACUGUUGGAGAAAUGGAUGAACGAAGACAAAAUAGGUGGAAUUGCUAAUGACAGAAGGAAAGCAGUUAGCCUCACUGAGGAUUCUUGCUUUUGGGCAUAUGUGGAGGAAGCGAUUAUAGCUUCCAAAGGAUUGAGAGAGGGCAGUUCAGAAGAGAAGGAAAAUUCAAGGAGGAAUUUGGUUAAUUUUGGGGAAUAUGUAAUGAGUUUAAUAAGGAGCUACUCAGUAUCCACUGAGAUUUUCCAGCCUCAGAGUACCUUCAUGAAGAAAUGGUGGCAAGAAUAUCGGCAAGAUAUUCUAAGUUCUUUGUAUAGUUGUCCUUUGACCUUUUACAUGGAAAAUGAAGAAUACAGAAGUUAUGCUUGAGCAAGACAAUGGUAUCUAGUUAGUAGCUCAUACUAAUCCACUGUAACCGAGCAUGACAUUAUCAUCAGUCGAUCUUGUAGUGUUAACUACUCUAGUAGCAUACCUAACAAGAUUGACAUGUGAGAAUGUUAAUAAACAUUUUCGUACAAGUCUAGUUCAUUUGAUUCUAAGAGCGGCUGGACAUGUAAGUUCUGUACUAUAUCCUGGACAGAUCAGUAAAUUUCAGAUGUAUAUAUAGUUGCUUCAUUUUCAGAAUCCAGAAUCUGUUGGAACGUCAA
This is a messenger RNA of Nicotiana attenuata, 2232 nucleotides long. Its product is annotated as senescence-associated carboxylesterase 101-like. The transcript has 4 exons. The record is from RefSeq and is a predicted model, not a curated record. Gene Ontology annotation, biological process: defense response; lipid metabolic process. Gene Ontology annotation, molecular function: carboxylic ester hydrolase activity. Lineage: Eukaryota; Viridiplantae; Streptophyta; Magnoliopsida; Solanales; Solanaceae. The coding region runs from base 203 to 1954 and encodes 583 amino acids.